CCUUCUAGAUUGCUCCAGCAGUUAUUUAACAGAAAACUAGUCCCAACUCUAAGCUUGAGAGAGAGAAACCAAGAAUGGCAUCCAUGGCAGCUGCUGCUAGCUCCACCACUGUUGUGAGAGCCACCCCAUUCUUGGGUCAGACCAAGAAUGCUAAUCCUCUUAGAGAUGCUGUUCCCAUGGGACCUGCUAAAUUUACCAUGGGAAAUGAUUUGUGGUAUGGGCCUGACCGUGUUAAGUACUUGGGACCCUUUUCUGCUCAAACUCCUUCAUACUUGACUGGAGAGUUCCCUGGUGAUUAUGGAUGGGACACUGCUGGUUUGUCUGCUGAUCCUGAGGCUUUCGCCAAAAACAGGGCUCUUGAGGUGAUCCAUGGAAGGUGGGCAAUGCUUGGAGCACUGGGAUGCAUAACCCCAGAAGUUCUUGAAAAAUGGUUGAAUGUGGACUUCAAGGAGCCAGUGUGGUUCAAAGCAGGAGCCCAGAUCUUCUCAGAAGGAGGGCUGGACUACUUGGGCAACCCAAACCUUGUCCAUGCACAGAGCAUCUUGGCAGUGCUGGGGUUCCAAGUUGUUCUCAUGGGGCUUGUUGAAGGGUUCAGAAUCAAUGGCCUCCCUGGAGUUGGAGAGGGCAAUGACCUCUACCCUGGUGGCCAAUACUUUGAUCCUCUCGGCCUAGCCGACGACCCCGUCACCUUUGCUGAGCUCAAGGUCAAGGAAAUCAAGAAUGGCAGACUAGCCAUGUUCUCCAUGUUUGGAUUCUUUGUCCAAGCCAUUGUUACUGGCAAAGGCCCUCUCGAGAACCUCUUGGACCACCUUGACAACCCUGUUGCUAACAAUGCCUGGGUUUAUGCCACCAAGUUUGUCCCUGGAUCAUAAAUUUCCCUGCAUUCAUCUCUUGUUCAUCCAAACCCCAAUGUAUGAUUGAAAAAAAAAACGAAAAUUUUCUGUAGAUUAUAUAUAAUUUAUCAGAGUUUGGACUGAA
This is a messenger RNA of Ipomoea nil (Japanese morning glory), 978 nucleotides long. RefSeq names its product chlorophyll a-b binding protein 13, chloroplastic. The transcript has 3 exons. Gene Ontology annotation, biological process: response to light stimulus; photosynthesis, light harvesting in photosystem I. NCBI's taxonomy places the organism in Eukaryota, Viridiplantae, Streptophyta, Magnoliopsida, Solanales, Convolvulaceae. The coding region runs from base 75 to 872 and encodes 265 amino acids. The record is from RefSeq and is a predicted model, not a curated record. Gene Ontology annotation, cellular component: chloroplast envelope; chloroplast thylakoid membrane; plastoglobule.